AUGGCCCUCCUAGUCGAUAAACUGCGCCCUCGGUCUCUUGAUGCCCUCACAUACCACAGGGACCUCUCAGACCGUUUAGCAGCUUUGGCCUCUUCCGCCGACUUCCCCCACCUCCUCUUCUAUGGCCCGUCGGGCGCAGGCAAAAAGACUCGGGUCCUCGCGACGCUGCGGGCCCUGUACGGCAGCGGUGCGGAGAAGAUCAAGAUCGACGCGCGCAUGUUCACGACCAGCUCGAACCGCAAGCUGGAGUUCAACAUCGUGUCGUCGGUGUACCACCUCGAGAUCACGCCCAGCGACGUGGGCUCGUACGACCGCGUGGUGAUCCAGGAUCUGUUGAAGGAGGUCGCGCAGACGCAGCAGAUCGACCUGGCCGCCAAGCAGCGCUUCAAGGUGGUGGUGAUCAACGAGGCGGACGGACUCAGUCGCGACGCACAGGCCGCCUUGCGCCGCACAAUGGAGAAAUACAGCGCCAACGUGCGCCUAAUCCUGGUCGCCAACAGCACCGCCGGUAUCAUCGCGCCCAUCCGCAGUCGUACCCUGCUCGUGCGGGUGGCGGCGCCCACGGAGGCCGAGAUCUGCGACGCGCUGGCCACGGCCGGGCGCAGGGAGAACUGGAAGGUCGACCCGGCGCUGAACGAGCGCAUCGCCCGCGAAUCCGGCCGCAACCUGCGCAAGGCGCUGCUGAUGUUCGAGGCCGUCUACGCCCAGCACCCGGAGCCUGCGGGCCACAAAACACCCAUCCCGCCGCCGGACUGGGAGCUGCUGAUCGAGCAGGUCGCGCGGGACAUCAUCCGCGAGCGCACACCGCAGAUGAUCCUGACCACGCGCGCCAAACUCUACGACCUGCUCACCCACUGCAUCCCCGCCACGCUGAUCCUCAAGACCCUCGCGUGGAAACUCGUCGCCCAGCCCGAGGUCGCCGACGAGCUGAAAUCCGAGGUGGUCAAGUGGGCGGCGUUUUACGAGCACCGCGUCCGCCUGGGCAGCAAGGUCAUCUUCCACCUUGAGGCGUUCGUGGCCAAGUUCAUGCGCAUUUUCGAGGGAUACCUCGUGGGCAUGGACUUCUGA
Messenger RNA from Fonsecaea erecta, 1068 nucleotides. Its product is annotated as replication factor C subunit 5. The transcript has 2 exons. The coding region runs from base 1 to 1068 and encodes 355 amino acids. Gene Ontology annotation, biological process: DNA-templated DNA replication; DNA repair. Gene Ontology annotation, molecular function: DNA clamp loader activity; DNA binding; ATP hydrolysis activity. Gene Ontology annotation, cellular component: DNA replication factor C complex; Rad17 RFC-like complex; nucleus. NCBI's taxonomy places the organism in Eukaryota, Fungi, Ascomycota, Eurotiomycetes, Chaetothyriales, Herpotrichiellaceae. The record is from RefSeq and is a predicted model, not a curated record.